Hypanus sabinus (Atlantic stingray) is the source of this 12312-nucleotide messenger RNA. Its product is annotated as transmembrane protein 164-like. NCBI's taxonomy places the organism in Eukaryota, Metazoa, Chordata, Chondrichthyes, Myliobatiformes, Dasyatidae. The transcript has 8 exons. Bases 4049 to 4855 code for a protein of 268 amino acids. The record is from RefSeq and is a predicted model, not a curated record.
GUUGUCCAGGUGGUCUAAAGCCGUGUGAAGAGCCAUGGAGAUUGCGUCUGCCGUUGACCUAUUGUGACGACAGGCAAAUUGCAAUCGGUCCAGGUCCUUGCUGAGGCAGGAGUUCAGUCUCGUCAUAACCAAUUUCUCAAAGCAUUUUAUCCCUGUCAAUGUGAGUGCUACCGGGCAAUAGUCAUUAAGGCAGCCCACGUUAUUCUUCUUCGGCACUGGUAUAGUUGUUGCUUUUUUGAAGCAAGUGGGAACUUCUGCCCAUAGCAGUGAGAGGUUGAAAAUGUCCUUAAAUAUUCCUGCUAGUUGGUUGUUACAGGUUUUCAGAGUCUUACCAGGUACUCCAUCGGGACCUUCCACCUUGCGAGGGUUCACUCACUUUAAGGACAGCCUGACACUGGCCUCUGAGACAGAGAUCACAGGGUCAUCAGGUGCAGCAGGGAUCUUCACAGCUGUAGUUGUGUUCGCUCUUUCAAAGCGGGCCUUCAGUAGACGACAUACCUCCUGGUUCAUCCAUAGCUUUUGGUUUGGGAAUGUACAGUAAGUCUUUGUAGGCACACACUCAUCCACACCACUGUCUACAUCUUCACAAGUGCGAACGCUAAGGAUGCACUGAAAGAGCUUUACGAUACCAUCGCUCUCUACAAAACAAGCAUCCAGAUGUUCUCUUCAUUAUUGCAGGAGACUUCAAUCAUGUUAACCUGCAGGAUCUCUUAUCCAGAUUCCACCAACAUGUCAGCAUGGGGAACAAACAUACUGGACCAUGUUUGUACAAGUAGACACGGUACUUACAAAGCCAUCCCAGGCCCUCAUCCCGGUGGGAGUCGAACCUGGAUGUUACCGCUGGUGCACACCACAAUGGUACCAUGGCACUCCCUUAUUUUAACGUAGUAUUAAUGCCACUCAGGCUGCCCCUGGGGUGAGACACCCUUUCCUUUGAGAAUCUUCCCGUCCAUGUCCGAUAGUGAAGGAGUGCAAGCAGCGGUCCUUCCCCACGGACCCUCUGCCUUGGCUGCACCAAGCUUCAUUGUGUCCCUCAGCAGGUCCUCCUGCAGCCUCGACUGUGCCAGUUGGCAGCAUUCCUCCACUGACUCCUUGCUCUUCUGGGAGACCAACAGGAGCAAAGGGUGUCUUUCAGCAGCACUUGCUGUCUGUCGAGGUGUGUGUUUUCCUGCGAUCAGCCUGUAGAUCAGAGUCCUUCGUUACCCAGCUGUUAGGUACGAGCCAAAACAAAUUCAAAUCCAGGUUAAUACUUCUUGCACCAUGCUAAACCCCUGAAUUUUAUCAGCCUCAUCUCCAACUUCCACCCUGCCCUUGAGUUCACCUGGUCCAUUUCUGACAUCUCUCUCCCCUUUCUCGAUUUCUGUGUGUUUAUCUCUGAAGUCAAACUGUCUAUUGACAUCUUUUUAAAACCUUCUGAUUUCCAUGGCCAUCUUGACUGUUCCUGUAAAAAUGCCAUUCCCCUUCUCAGUUCCUUUGUCUCCACCUCAUCUGUUCCCAGGAUGAGGCUUUCCUUCCUAUGACAUCAGAGAUGCCUCCUUCUUCAAAGAAUGGGGUUUGCCUUUCUCUACUCAUUGAUUCUGCCCUCACCUGCAUCUCCUCCAUUUACCCCAUCUUCCCAACACCUUAACAGGGAUAGAGUUUCUCUUGUCCUCACCCGGCUUCUGCAUACAACACAUCAUUCUCCACAACUUCUGCCAUCUUCAAUGGGAUCCUCCCACCACAUACAUCUUUACCUCCCCCUGCACCCUACUCUCCACUUUCCAUAGGGAUUGCUCCCCCUGUGAUUCCCUUGUCCAUUCAUCCCUCCCCACUAAUUUCCCUCUUGGCACAUACCUCUGCAGGUGGUCAAAGUGCUAGACCUGCCCGUUCACCUCCUCCCUCACCUCCAUUCAGGUCCCCAAAAGGUCCAGGUCACCUGUGAACCUGUUGGGGUCAUCGAUUGUAUCUGGUUUUCCUGAUGUGGCCACCUCUGCGUUGGUGAGACUCACCAUAAAUUGGGGGGGCCCCUUCAUUGAGCACCUCCAUUCAAUUCACCAAAAACAGAACUUCCUGGUGGCCAAACAUUUUGAUGUUACUUCCCAUCUCCAUUCUUGUUGUGACAUGUCAGUCCAUGCCUCCUCUUCUGCUAUGAUGAGGAGGAGCAACACCUUAUAUUCCAUCUGGGUAGCCUCCAACCUGAUGAUAUUGAUUGCUUUUACGGGUAAAAAAAAAUCACCCCCCCCCCCUCCCCCUUCGUUUAUUUUUCAUUCUGGUCUCUUUCUUCAAUCUCUUCACCUGCAUAUCAUCUCCACCUGGAUCUCCUUCUCCUUCCCUUUCCCCCACCCUCCUAUCAGAUUCCUUUCUCCCCAGCCCCUUUACCUUUCUCACCCACCUGGUUCACCUAUCACCUUCUAGCUGUGCUCUUUCCCCUCUCCCAACUUUUUUUAUUCUGGCACUUUCCCCCUUCCUUUCCAGCCCUGAAGAAGGGCCCAACAUGUUGACUGUUCAUUCAUUUUCAUAGACGCUGUCUGCCCUGCUGAGUUACUGCAGCAUUUUGUGUGUGUUGCUCUGGAUUUCCUGCAUCUGCAGAAUCUCAUGUUUAUCAAGUUCAAGUUUAUUGGCAUUUAACCGUACACAUGUACGUCACCAAACAGAACAAGGUGCACAACAUAUAACUCACACGUAACACAAAAUAACAAUAGGCAAUAGGACAAUAGACAAUAGGUGCAGAAGUAGACCAUUCAGCCCCUCGAGUCUGCACUUACAAAUAGUAUAUUGCUACUCGUGCUUCAUACGUGACAUGACCUGGGUGGUGUCAGGGAGUUCACCUUGGGAAAAGAAGCUGAGGUUAUUGUGUGGAGAAGGAUGUUUGCAUUCUUCUCCGGCCAUCUUAGCGAAUCCACAAUCUGCAAAGAAGUGGGUUACCAUCGGGCAGGAGGUACAGAAGCCUGAAGUCCCACACCGCUGGGUACAAGGAGAGCUAUUUCCCUUCAACCAUUCAGUUCUCCAACCAGCCAACGUAACCCUAAUCACUACAAUCAUGUUCUUGUAAAAAUUGUGUUUAAUUUGGCUUUAAUUUUUGAAGUCCAAAGUCAAAGCCUGGCGACUGGAGAUUGGAGGCCCCAAAGCCUGUCCUGGAGCCAAAUUAAACAGGCAUCAGCUGCCUUUGGGAGAUUUUGGCGUAGCGUCUUUCAGAACAGGAGCCUUCGUCCCUCCACAAAGGUCGCCGUAUACCAAGCGGUCUGUGUCACCACCCUCCUUUAUAGCUGUGAAGCUUGGGUAACCUACAGCCAUCACAUCAAGUCCUUGGAGUGCUUCCACAAAGCUGCCUUCAGUGCAUCCUGGGGAUUACUUGGCGUCAGUGGGUGCCUCACACUGAAAUACUUGUAAAGACCAACUGCAGAAGUAUUGAGGCCAUGAUCACCCAGUGUCAGCUGCAGUGGCUGGGGCACGUGAUAAGGAUGCCCCCAUGUCGGCUGCCCCGCAGAGUGUUAAACGGCCAGUUACAUCAUGGUCGACGCUCAGCUGGAGGGCUGAAGAAGCGCUAUAAGGAUUAGAUGAAGAAUGCUUUAAGGAAGUGUAAGAUCAGACCUGAGGACCUGGAGGAUGUUGCUGCUGACCGUAACACUUGGCGACAGCUGUGUAGGAACGGGGUUUGUAUUCUGGAGAUGGAAAGAACAACUAGAAGAGAACCAGGAGAAAUGCAGCCAUGGUUGCCAUCACGACCACAUAUACAUGUCCCACCUGCAAUAGAGCUUGUGGGUCCAGGACAGGACUGUAUAGUCAUCAAAGAUCUCACCGUUAAAGGAGUGGACGUCGUCAUCAGAUUUCAAUGGACAACCGAAGAAGAAGAGUAAAAUUUCGCUGUACUGCUGCCACACAACAACAGAUUUGACGGCUUUACAAGUCAGUGAUAAUAAACCUGAACACGAUAUCUGCAGAUGCUGAAAAUCCAGAGCAAGCUCACAGAAUACUGGAGUAACAGUACGUCAAGCAGCAUCCAUGGAGGGGACAUUUCAGGCCGAGAGCCUUCAUCAGGAUAACAAAACUGAUUCUAGAUUCUUCUCUGAUGCUCUGUAGCUGCGGACAUGAGUGCCUGACGAUAUUCCUGCUGACUUGCCCACCUUGCCAAGCUGUCCUCAUUCUGUUCAGGCUACACGUACACAUGCUCAAUGGGCCGCUCCUGGCCUUGCUCUUCCCCGUGGUCAACACCAGACUGCUUCCUUUUGAGACGGAGGUGUAUUACAUCCAGCACCUGCUCAUGUACGUCGUUCCGUUUUACCUGCUCAGCAAAGGGGGUGUAUACAAACCGGAACCUUUAGGAGACUUCAGGUGGGCGGUGUUGGCUACAGGGCUACUCUUUCUCUACCACUACACCAUCCUCCAGACUCUCGCGGUGGUUACGAUGGUGAACUUGAACAAUAUGCUGUGCCCGGCCGUGUCCGACCCAUUCCGUGGACCCUACUAUCGCAUGUGGGCCUCCCUUCACCAGACUGCGCUCCUGCUCAUCCAUGGGAAGGCAAUCACGCUGCUGGCCUUUGCUCUGCCGUCGCUGAUCCGCACCCUCUGGGGCAAACUGAAGCUGGCACAGCCACAAAACAAAGAAACCCAAUGGAACACACACGAACAAGGCGACUGUCGAAAACCUACUGUGCAGAAAAAACAUCGCGACAAAGGUGAGCAAGUAACAUUCAGUGCUGAAGUUCACCAAAGUGAGCUCACAGCCAUGAAGCCAGUUAGCUGCAGGCCAGCCUCGGUUCAGCACAGAGAUGAGUAUUGUGUUCAGUUCAUUGUAGGAAGGAUAGACAACGAGACCAUCAGACAUAGGAGCAGAAUCGGGCCCACCGAGUCUGCUCUGCCAUUCAGUCGUGGCUGAUCCAUUUCUCCCCUCCUCAACCCCACACCCCAGCCUUUUCACUGUAACUUUUGAUGCCAUGUCCAAUCAGGAACCUAUCAAUCUCCACCUAAUGACCUGGCCUUCACAGCUGUCUGUGGUAACAAAUUCCACAAACUCACCACCCUCUGGCUAAAGAAAUUUCUCCACAUCUCUGUUUUAAAUGGACACAUCACUAUCUUGAGACUGUGCCCUCUUGUCCUAGACUCCCCCACCAUGGGAAACAUCCUUUCCACGUCUACUCUGUCUAUGCCUUACAACAUUCGAAAGGUUUCAAUGAGAUCCCCCCCCCCCCACCAUCCUUCUAAAUUCCUGCAAGUACAUACCCAGAGCCAUCAAACAUUUCCCAUAUGAUAAUCCUUUCAUUUCCAAAAUCAUCCUUGUGAACCUCCUCUGAACCCCCUCCAAUGCCAGCACAUCUUUUCUUAGAUGAGGAGCCCAGAACUGUUCACAAUACUCAAGAUGAGGCCUCACCAGUCUUAUAAAGACUCAGCAUCACAUCCUUGCUCUUAUACUCUAGACCUCUUUAAGUGAAUGCUAACACGGCAUUUUCCUUCCUCACCACUGACUCAACCUGCAAGAUAACCUUUAGAGUGUUCUGCACAAGGACUCCCAAGGCCCUUUGCGUCUCAGAUUUUUGUAUUUUCUCCCCAUUUAGAAAAUAGUAUGCACAUUUAUCUCUUCUAUCAACUUGCAUGACCAAUGCAUUUUCCAACAUUGUAUUUCAUUCGCCACUUUCUUACCCAGUCUCCUAAUCUAAGUCCUUCUGCAUCCUACCCGUUUCCUCAACACUACCUGCCUCUCCACCGAUCUUCAUAUCGCCUGCAAACUUGGCAACAAAGCCAUCUAUUCCAUCAUCUAAAUCAUUGAUAUACGGCAUAAAAAGAAGCGGUCCCAACACCGAUUCUUUUGGAACACCACUAGUCACUGGCAGCCAACCAGAAAAAGAUCCCACUCACUGCCUCCUACCAAUCAGCCAAAACUCUAACCAUGCCAGUAACUUUCCUGUAAUACCAUUGGCUCUUAACUUGGUAAGCAGCCUCAUGUGUGGCUGCUUGUCAAAGGCCUUCUGAAAAACCAAAUAUACAACAUCCACUGCAAUCCCUUUUAUCUAUCUUACUUGACUCCAACAUCUUCCCAACCACCGAGGUCAGGCUAACUGGCCUGUAAGUUCCUUGGUUCUACCUUCCUCCUUUCUUAAAGAGUGGGCUGAUAUUUGCAGUUUCCAGUCCUCUGGAGCCAUGCCAGAGUCAAAUGAUUUUUGAAAGAUCAUUACUAUUGCCUCCACCAUCUCUACCGCUAUCUCUCAUUGCACUCAUUUCUCUUCCCUCACAGCCUUCAACACCUGGCACACUGCUAGUGUCUUCCACAGUGAAGACUGAUGCAAAAUACUCAUUCAGUUGUUUUCUGUAGGUUUUUGAAAGCUUCUCAAACCUCAGUUUACCCGUUAAUUUUUGUUUUGGUUCAUGCCCUCUCUUUUGCUUUCACAAUUAGCUUUGACUUCCCUUGUCAGCUACAGUUGUACUAUUUUGCCAUUUGAGUAUUUCUUUGUUUUUGGAAUAAUAUCUAUCCUGCACCUUCCUCAUUUUUCCUAGAAACUCAAGCCGUUGCUGCUCUGUUGUCAUCCCUGUCAGCAUCUCCUUCUAACUUACUUUGGCCAACUGCUCUUUCAUACCACUGUAAUUUCCUUUACUCCACUGAAAUACUGUUUCAUCAAUCUUCACUUUUUUCCCUAUCAAAUUUCAAGUAGAAUCGAUCAUAUUGUGAUCACUGUCUCCUAAGGGUUUCUUUACCUUAAGCUUCCUUAUCACCUCCAGUUCAGUGCAUAACACCCAAUCCAGUGUAGCUGAUCCCCUUUCGACGACAAACUGUUCUAAAAAGCCAUCUCGUAGGCAUUCAACAAAUUCACUUUCUUAAGAUUCAAUACCAACCUGAUUUUCCCAAUUAACCUGCAUGUUAAAAUCUCCCAUGACUAUCAUAAUAUUGCCCUUUUCAUACAUUUUUUCCUCUUUCCUGUUGUAAUGUGGUCCACAUCCCAGCAACUGUUUGGGAGGCCCGAAUAUAACUGCCAUCAGAGUCCUUUUACCCUUGCAGUUUCUUAACUAAGCAUUCAACCUUCUAGUUCUGUCAGAUCUUUCUAAUGAAUUGAUGACAUUUUUUUUUACCAGCAGAGCCAUGCCGCCCCCUCUGCCUACCUUCCUGCCCCUCCACUACAACGUGUAACCUUGGACAUUCAGGUCUCAACUACAACCAUCUUUCUGCCAUGGUUCAGUGAUGGCCAUAACAUCAUACCUGACAACCUGUAAUAGUGCAACAAGAUCAUCCACCGUAUUUCUUAUACUCCAUACAUUGAGUAUAACACUUUGAGUACUGUAUUUGCUACCCUUUUUUAUUCUGCAUUGCUAAUGCACUGAUAUUCACCCUGCUGGCUGCAAUUUUGCCCUAUCAUCUGCCAGCCCUUCCUGACAAUCUGACUGCACACUAUCUUUACUUUUUUACCAUCCGUCUUAUCCUGAGUCCCUUCACUCUGAUUCCCACCCCCCUGCCAAAUUAGUUUAAAACCUCCCCAGCAGCUCUAACAAACCUGCCCGUGAGAAUAUUGGGUUCAGGUGCAAUGCCAUCCCUUUUGUACAGGUUAAACCUCCGCCAGAAUGAUCCUAGAACCUGGAGCCCUGCCACCUGCACCAGCUUUUCAUCAACACUUUUACCUGCUUCUACCCUCACCGGAAGUUUUGGGGAGGGGAAGGGUGUAGAAGAUUUACCAGGAUUCUGCCUGGAAGGGGACUAUGGAAGCAUAGCUCGGGGUGUCGGAAUUUGGAGAUGAUGUUCGGUAUCUUCUGUAAGGAGUCUGCAUGUCCUCCCUGCGGAAUGUGCGAACUUACCCUGAGUGCUCCCGUUUCCUUUCAUGGUCCAGAGCUGUACUGAGUAGGCUAAUCGGUCGUUGUAAAUCGCCCCGUGAUUACGUUCGGGUUAAAUUGGAGUUGUCAGAGGUUGCUGGACAGUGAAGCUUGAAUGACCAGAUGGGAAUACUUGGCUCGGUAUCACUAAAUAAAAUAAAAUUAGAGAACUUGCCCUUUGAGGGACUGCUGAGCGAGCUGGGGAGUUUCUCUUUGCAGUGGAAGAGGAGGAGAGGAGAUGUGACUGAGGUGUUUAAGAUCGAGAGGGAUAGACAGAGUGGACAGUCCCAGGACCCCAAAGGCCAGUAGCCAAGGACAUCUGUUUAAGGUGAAUGAGUGAGAAUUUAGAGUAGGAAUUUACACAGUGGAAUGCUGCCUGGGGUGGGGGUAGAGGCAGAGACAUUAAAGAGACUCUUAGAUAGGCAUGCGGAUGAUAGAAAAUGAGGGCUGUGUGGGGGGGGGGAUUAGGUUUACAAAGAUCAGAACAACAUUGUUGGCCAAAGGGCCAUGCUGUGCUGUACUAUGUUCCAUGUUAAGAACAUAGAGUAUAGGCUCUUUGGCUCUCGAUAUUGUGCCCACCUUUUAACCUAACUUCAAGAUCAAUCUAACAUUUCCCUCCUACUUCUCUCUCCAUUUUUCUACCUAUUCAAGAGUCUCUCAGAAUCAGCCAUUCAGCCCAUUGAGCUUUUACUGAAUCUUUCCAGUGUCUACCAGCAGCCAUGAACCUUCUCAUUCUGCUUCCUCUCAUCCCUCUUUUGUACUUGCUCAAUACUAUUGUGCCCUUCUAAAUAAAGAAAAACCAGUAUCAUAAGACAUUGGAACAGAAUUAGGCCAUUUGGCCCAUCGAGCCUGCUCUGCCCUUCAAUCAUGGCUGAUCCUUUUCUCCCCUCCUCAGCCUUCUUCCUGUAACCUUUGACACUGUGACCAAUCAAGAACUUAUCACUCUCCACCUUAAAUACACCCAACAACCUGGGCUCCACAGCUGCCUGUGGAACAAAUUCAUCACCCUCUGGCUAAAGAAAUUUCACUGCAUCUAUUUUAAAUGGAUGCCACUCUAUCCUGAGGCUGUGCCCUCUUGUCCUCGACUGCCCCACCAUGGGAAACAUGAUUUUCACAUCUACUCUGUCUAGGCCUUUCCACAUUUGAAAGGUUUCAAUGAGAUCCCUCCAUUGAAACAUUGAAAACAUAUAGCAGAAUACAGACUUUUUGGCCCACAAAGCUGUGCUGAACAUGUCCCUACCUUAGAACUACCUAGGCUUUACCCAUAAGCCCUCUAUUUUUUCUAAGCUUCAUGUACCCAUCCAGGAGUCUCAUAAUAGACCCUAUUGUUUCCACCUCCAUCAUCGCCACCAGCAGCCCAUUCCACGUACUCACCAAUCUCUGUGUAAAAACUUACCCCUCACAUGUCCUCUGUACCAACUUCCAAGCACCUUAAAACUAUGCCUCUAGUGCUAACCAUUUCAGCCCCGGGGAAAAGCCUCUGACUAUCCACAUGAUCAAUACCUCUCAUUAUCUUGUACACCUCUAUCAAGUCACCUCCCAUCCUCCGUCGCUCCAGGAGAAAAGGCCGAGUUCACUUAACCUAUUCUCAUGAGGAAUGCUCCCCAAUCCAGGCAACAUCCUUGUAAAUCUCCUCUGCACCCUUUCUAUGGCCUCCACAUCCUUCCUGUAGUGAGGCGACCAGAACUGAGCACAGUACUCCAAGUGGGGUCUGACCAGGGUCCUAUAUUACAUCAUCCUUCUAAAUUCCAGACCGAGAGCCAUGAAACAGACCUCGUAUGAUAACCCUUUCAUUCCUGGAAUCAUCCUUGUUAACCUCCUCUGAACCCUCUCCAAUACCAGCACAUCUUUUCUUUGAUGAGACCAAAAUUAUUCACAAUACUCGUGAGGCCUCACCAGUGCCUUAUAAAGCCUCAACAUCACAUCCCUGCUCUCCUAUUCUAGACCUCUUGAAAUGAGGUCAUUGCAUUUGCCUUCCUCACCGCUAACUCAACCUGUAAGUACUCAAAAUCCCUUUUCAUCUCAGAUCUUUGGAUUUUCUACUCAUUUAGAAAAUAGUCUGCACAUUUAAUUCUUUUGCCACUUUCUCAGCCAUUCUCCUAAUCUGUCCAAGUCCUUCUGCAGCCUUCCUAUUUCCUCUAUACAACUGCCCCUCCACCAAUCUUUGUAUCAUCUGCAAACUUGGCAACAAAGCCAUCUAUUCUAUCAUCUAAAUCAUUUAUAUACAGCUUAAAAAGAAGUGGUCCCAACACCCACCCCUGCGGACCACUGUACACUGGCAGCCAACCGGAAAAGGAUCCUUUUAUUCCCACUCGUUGCCUCCUACCAAUCAGCCAAUGCUCUGACCAUGCCAGUAACUUUCUGGUAAUAUCCUUGGGCCUUUGGGGUGGCUGAUUGGAUUUACUAUUGCUAGUACAAGACCAUAAGACAUUGGAGCAGAAUUAGGCCAUUUGGCCCAUUGAGUCUGCACCAUGAUUCUAUCAAGGCUGAUUUAUUAUCCCUCUUCACCCCAUACUCCUGCCUUCUCCCAGUAACCUUUGACUCCCUAUCUAAUCUUUAAAUAUACCCAAUGACCUGGCCUCCACAGCAGACUGUGGCAAUGAAUUCCACAGAUGCACCGCCCUUUGGCUAAAGAAAUUCCUCAUAGAAAUCUACAGCACAUUACAGGCUCUUCAGCCCACAAUGUUGUGCCAACCAUGUAACCUACGCUAGAAACUGCCUAGAAUUUCCCUACUGCAUCGCCCUCUAUUUUUCUAAGCUCCAUUCACCUAUCUAAGAGUCUCUUAAAAGACACUAUUGUAUCUGCUUCCACCACCACCGGGGAUGCAUUUCACACACCCACCACACUCUUGUGUAAAAAACUUACCCCUGACAUCUCCUCGGUACCUAUUUCCAAACAAUUUAAAACUAUGCCCCCCCUCACGUUAGCCAUUUCAGCCCUGGGAAAAAGCCUUUGACUAACCACACGAUCAAUGCCUCUCAUCAUCUUAUACACCUCUCUCAGGUCACCUCUCAUCCUCUGUCACUCCAAGGAGAAAAGGCCGAGUUCACUCAAUCUAUUCUCAUAAGGCACUCCCUCCAAUCCAGGCAAUAUCCUGUAAAUCUCCUCUGCACUCUCUAUAGUAUCCACAUCCCUCUUGUAGUGAGGUGACAUCAGAACUGAGCACAGUGCUCCAAGUGGAUCUGAGCAGAUCUUAUAUAGCUGAAGCAUUACCUCAUGGCUCUUGAACUUAUUCCCAUGGUUGAUGAGUGCCAACCCUGUAUUCUGCCUUCAAAUUCAACCUUCCAGAGUGAAUCACUUCACACUCUCCGCAUUGAUAUAACAAAUAAAUAGGGAGAUAGUUGAGAGGUCAGAGAUGGAGCAACACAAAAUUCCAAGAGGGUUGUCGAAGACCUAGAAAGGGCAAGACCAUCAGGAGAGCUGGAAACAAAAGCAAAAACCUGCAGAUGCUGGGAAUCUGAGAUGAAAACAAAGAUAAAUACCCUACAGGUCAGGCAGCUUCUCUGAAGAGAGAAACUGUUGGAGCUUCAUCUGCACAGGAGACUCUGCAGACGCUGGAAAUCCAGAGCAACGCACACAAAAUGUUGGAGGAACUCAGCAGUCAGGCAGCAUCUAUGGAGAGGAAUAAACAGUUGAUGAUUUGAACUGAAACCCUUCAUCAGGACUGGAAAGGGGGAAAAAGCCAGAAUAAGGUGGUGGGGGAGGCGAAGGGGAAGUGAGUAAGAUAUAUGAUUAUAAAUGACAUGGAUGAAGAAGUUAAGGCUGGUUUAGUAAGUUUGCUGACAACACAAAGGUUGGGGUUGUUAUGGAUAGACUGGAGGGUUGUCAAUGGGACAUUGAUAGGAUGCAGAUCUGGGCUGAGAUGUGACAGAUGAACUUCAACCAGAUUAAGUGCUCAAGUGGUUCAUUUUGGUAGGUCCAAUUUGAAGACAAAAUAAUAUAAAUGGUAAGACUCUUGGCAGUGUGGAGGGUCUGAGAGAUCUGGGGUCCGUGUUGAUAGGACACUCAAAGCUGCUGUGUGGGUUGACAGUGUUGAUAAGAAAGCGAAAAAAGCAUUUCACUGCUUUUUUCCAUGUGCGAGUGACAAAGCUAAAUUUAAACUGAACCCAUGUACUUGUGCAAAUGCUGUUUAAAUGUUGGUGUUGUAUCUGCCUUUGGGGGCUGAAGUGAGAAGCUGGGAGGUGAUAGGUGGAAGAGGUAAAGGCUGAAUGAGGAGGAAUCUGAUAGGAGAGGAGAGUGGACCACGAGAGACUGAAAAAGGGGGUGGUGGGAGCCAGGGGUAAACGAUAGGCAGAUGAGGAGAAGGGGUAAGAAGGGAGUGGGGAAUGGAAGAAGGGGAAAGGGGAAAAAUGACCAGAAUUUGAGCUUGUCAUGUUUGUAACGCUUGUUGCUGCAAUAAGAGCUAAUUCUCAUGACACUUAUACUGCAGAUAUGUACGUAGCGCUAUUAGUGUAACACUUUACAGUGCUAGUAUUCAGUGUUCAAUUCCCACCGCUGUCUGGAAGGAGUUUGUCCGUUCUCUCCGUGACCGUGUGGGUUUC